Messenger RNA from Exophiala xenobiotica, 3039 nucleotides. RefSeq lists its product as uncharacterized. The transcript has a single exon. NCBI's taxonomy places the organism in Eukaryota, Fungi, Ascomycota, Eurotiomycetes, Chaetothyriales, Herpotrichiellaceae. Gene Ontology annotation, molecular function: protein binding. Bases 73 to 2916 code for a protein of 947 amino acids. The record is from RefSeq and is a predicted model, not a curated record.
UCUCUUCCCACGACAAGCAGGCCUUCUCGAUUCAUGCAGAUGAUGAGACUGUCUUAACAUGCCUGGUGUCAUAUGCACCGAACUCCGAAGUUUGCAGGGUGCAAGAGCAUUCAGAACAAUGCACCGAUAACACCUGCUGGACUCUGCGAUUUCCUCCUACCUUCGAAUUGGGCCUCUCCUAGCCGUCGGAGCAGCGGAUCCUCUGCAUCCCUACGUACGCGAGAUGUCCAUUCUGUAGAGGCCCUUUUUCACGAGGCGUUAUCACGCGCGAGUCACUGCCAUGCGUCCAGGCAAGUCUCGAAGAAAAGGGCACAAUGCGGCUCAGGAAAUGCAGGGCUUGCAGCGGGAAAACCCUCGCGAGGAGGGCAGAUAAGCAGGCACACUCCAAACUCAACAUCUUCCCGAAAUCAUUAUAGGAGCAUGAGUACGACUGGCCGGCCUGAAGCCAGACGCAAGAGUGGUGAUCAUUUCAAAGAUUUCUUUGAUACCAAUGCCUUCGAGUUCGCGGCGAAGAGUCGUCUGCCAUUGGGAUUCUUCCAAGACUUGAAGACGUUACAGGACCAUAUGGAAGAGCUGAAAGAGGAGCCAGACCAGGAGGUUGCAAUCGAACCACCAACCCACCUCGAGGAACAGAUGCGCCUGCUCAACUCUGUCAGGAAACUUGAAGACAAGCUGGCGCAGAUGAAGACCAAAUUGGCAGAGUCAACAAAGAAGACGUCUCGACCAGUCAACCAGUCCUCUCCUGCAACCGAGGUGGUAUUGACAAAAGAUGACUACACAAGCUUGGUCGACCUGUACUAUUAUACCCACCACAAGCGGUUUGAUCCCGAAUCUCCAGAUUCAUCACCAACACCUAUGCUCCUUGAAGAUUACGCCUUCAAGCUCUCGGAAGAUUUUGCACCGCCACAGGCCUACGCCGAAUUCUAUAACGAGGACGAAGACUACAGAUCCCCUUUGAAAGAAAUCGAGGAAAGAAUUUUGUCCCGGCAGCUACGCGAGGUCAGUGUUACGCAGAUCUUUGUGGACCUUCUACUCGACGAUGCGUCCAGCAAUGCCGAACUUUUCAGAGCUUACAGAAGAUUGCCGCAACCAGGAAUGGCAUUCUUGCCGCGGGGUAUUGUAAGACUCUUCUUGCAACGAAUGUCCACCCCGUGGCAAAAGAGCGAGAAGUCUAUGAUCAGAUAUCUCUCGCUGAUUGACGAUGCGCAAAGAGCAGACGUUCCCAUCACACGAUCAGAGUGGGCUUCGGCUAUAUAUCUAGCAGGGCGGUCAUUCAACAAGGUCACGCAAGCUGAAGUCGAUUCGGCUUUCAAUUUAUGGAGACGAAUGGAAAAUGACGCUGGCGUCAAAGCCCAUCAUGUUACUUUCAACAUUCUCUUUGAUAUUGCGGUCCGGGCUGGCAAAUUUCCUCUAGCGCAAAUGGUCCUGAAAGAAAUGCAUGAUCGUGGGUUUCGCCUCAACAGACUUGGCCGCGUUAGCGUCAUUUAUUACCAUGGGUUGCGAGGUGAUGGCGACGCGGUCCGAAAGGCUUACCGAGAUUUUGUUGAUGCGGGUGAAAUCAUCGAUACGCUGGUCCUCAACUGUGUGAUUGCAUCUUUAUACAAUGCGCAAGAACCCACAGCAGCCGAGCAAAUAUACGAACGCAUGAAAAGUCUGCAGGAGAACUUGCGACGAGAGAAAAGAGGCGACCGUCACAGCAUGCUGUAUAGACGGUACCCAGGUCCAGGAGGGGAGGUCAUCGAGCACGAACUUGCUGCCAACCACCUGAAUAGGAUAUUGAUCAAUGCAUCGAGGCUGAAGAAUCAAUUUCCGGAAAAUCACCAGCAGCUGCAGGACGCGAUGCCACUUACACCUGAUCAUAUUACUUUUCGGGCCAUGAUAUCUCACCACGUCAAUGUCUCUGGAAAUCUUCAUCGAAUAACGGUCUUACUGGAUGAAAUGAACACCCUGUUCAACUUGCCAUUACAGAGCAUAACCUUUCAGUUACUGUUCAAAGGAUUCGCCUUGCAUGGCGCAACUCGCGAUCCCGAUGCCUCUUGGAGUCAGGAACGACUUGACAUGGUUUGGAAUACAUGUCGAGAAGCGAUGAAAGCUGGCCAGACCGCACGAAGAGGCAAGAUCUCCAUGGACACAGAGCCUACUCUGCCCACCGCCCAGGCUGUCGACCAAGGAUCUGAAACCAGUUCUACCGAUCACCCCAGUAGACAGGUAUCUUCGCAACCAGUUGGCUUCAAGAAGCUAAGCUCGUGGAACGAAUUCGUGUUGGAUCUGGCAAUUUUCCCGCGUGAACGACGUAAGCACAUCGAGCGCAUCCAUGCGGAACUCUUUGAUGAGGAGAUGGAGGAGAAGAAAUCUCUCUUCAAGUCCUCCGGCAAGAAGUCCCCACCGCAGGGUCAACAGAUGUACUACCCACUCGGGAAUGCCAAGUUCGAUCAAGAAGAAGGCGAAUACGUCCUCCCUUCACCAAGUGAAGUCAUUGAUCCUGCGUUCGAGCAGCACCACAAGUACGAAUCGCCUUUGUUCCCGGAAGACUUUACUCAGCAGAUGAACAACGAGGAACCUGACACGUCGUUGAAUCCCGGUCAAGAGCCACAUCCGACGCAGCCAGAGUCCAAUGUCGAUCACCAAGCGCAAGCGCAAGAGCAAGAGCAAGAUCGGCAGGAAAACGAUGAAGACUCGAGAGACGCACGUCCGAUCCCGGUAAGCUCAAAACACCAAGUCCAGCCGACGAGGACGUUGAUAUGUUGGUUGCUACGUGCAUAUACUGUCUGCACUGGGGACCGGAAGAAAGUAGAAGAGGUAUGGCGCUCGGUUCGCAAGUUGUGGAAGACACCGGAUCAGCAUGAUCGGGACAAUGUGGCCAGGGUGCUGAGGCGCUGUUUGAGGGACUGUGAUCGGUAUGGGCCACCUUUAUGAAAAUAUGGCUAGAACGUAGAUAUCCAGGUGCAUUGUUAUCCUGUACAUGAGUAUGGCUUAUAUUAUAUUGUAUGAAAAUUAGGUCCUGAAUUUGUGGUUGCCAUCACAUUUGCAUCUCCGGCG